UUUUGUACCUUUGAGUGUAGUGUAAAUUAAUUUAAAUAAUAUUCAUUAUAUUGAUGUUUUACUCGUGUGUGCGCGGUAAUAGUUAUCUCAUUGAAGGAUACAGAGAUUAUCUUAGAUUUAAGUAGUAUACUUGGUAGCAUUUUGUACAUUCAUUUUGACUAUGUAUCACACUAUGUAUCCACCACAAAUAAUGGUGCAGAUAAUGGGUGGCCAACAGGCAAAUGGACAGUGUCCACCAGUUCAAACACAUGCAAUGCACAUUCAUGGUACAAAUGCAUUCCACCAGACUGAAUAUACAAAGUAUCAUCCAGAUGCUUGUACGCAAAGUAGGCACCAACUAAUACAGACAGGAUCUUACCCGUUAGAAUUGUUACAACUGAUGGGUGUGGAAAUACCAUCUUUGCGGCGUGUAGAAUAUAUGCAGUCAAAUAGUGGCACACCCUUGGGAAAUUGGCAGAGGCAUGUGAACACAUCAAAUAAUUCACCUAUUAUACCAUCCCCACAUAUUGCGUUUAGACCAAACAACAAUGGUUUAAUAAAGAAGUCAAAUUGGUAUAGUAAACUUGGUAAAAGAACUUCGUAUAGAGAUUCCUUUGGGAACAAUGAAAAGUACGGUAGUGAUAGUGGUUUUAGUUCUCGUUCUCCAACUCCAAAUAAACAUCAGAUUGAUAGUAGUCAAACGGAAAGUUCGGAUGAACGAGAUUCUGUAGUUUCUUCUGUUGAACAAAGUAUUAAGAAAUCGAACAAACUUCAUUCAAAUAGUGUUGUAGAUAAUAAUAGAGUAAUGCAAUGUGGUAUAAUUUCAAAUACUCCUUCUCAUCAAUUCUAUCAAAAUCAAAGACACGUUAAUUGUUAUUCUACUGCAAUGUCCACAUCUAGGUCUCAAGUACAGAAUUAUCAGAAUAAUCAGAAUAAAAGAAGAUAUCAGUCAGGAAGAAAUAGUCCACCACCUCAAAGACUGCAACGAAGCAAGAAAUAUGUAGGUCUAUUGUCGCCAAAUUAUAGUACAUUUCCUAGGUAUGGAAUUGCUCCGGAUCGUUUCCUUGCUAGAUCGCACUUAGUUGAAGUAACUCGCACGCCGGACGAACUACUCAAUGGAUCAAUUUGGGAUAAUCUCUCGAAAGAUAUUUGGUCAAAGUUUAUGUUGAAUCAACAAACUGAAACUGUUUAUAGAAACAAAAUGAUGCUGUGGAGAUAUCUCUAUGUUUACAUUAAAACCGCAUUUCCAAAGUAUGGUUUAUUUUUGGUUGGAUCGACGAUGAAUGGGUUUGGGUCGGAUAAUAGUGACGUUGACAUGUGCCUUUUGGUGCGGCAUACAGAGAUGGAUCAAAGGAAUGAAGCUAUUGGACAUUUAGAACAAAUAUUAAAAUGUCUUAAGAGAUGCGAUUUCAUAGAACAGCUGGAACUUAUACAAGCAAAGGUACCGAUCCUAAAGUUCCACGAUUCGAUAAAAAAUUUAGAAGUGGAUUUAAAUUGCAACAAUGCCGUCGGUAUUCGGAACACUCAUUUACUCUACUGUUACUCCAGAAUCGACUGGAGAGUGAGGCCAUUGGUUCUUGUGGUCAAACUUUGGGCACAGUCUCAAAAUAUUAACGACGCCAAAAAUAUGACAAUAUCGAGUUAUUCUUUGGUCCUUAUGGUUAUUCAUUUCCUACAGUGUGGUGUUAAUCCACCGGUGUUGCCUUGCUUACACUCUCUUUACGAGGGUAAAUUCACACCACACACGGAUAUUCAUUGCAUAGAUAUCCAAGAAGAAUUAGACAUUCCAACUUCUGUUCAUCGACCUAAGAAUCGUCAGCCGUUAGGGGAACUACUGAUUGAAUUUUUUAAAUAUUACGUCAUGUUUGAUUUCAAUCAGUACGCGAUAUCCGUGCGGUUGGCUAAUAAAAUACCUAUAGAAGAAUGUCGAAGGGCGAGGUCCUACAAAAAUGAUCCUCAUCAGUGGAAAUAUUUGUGUAUCGAAGAACCAUUUGACCUAACUAAUACCGCGAGAUCGGUUUACGACCCUGAUGUGUUCGCGAGGAUCAAACGUGUGUUCGAUCGUACGUACCAGAACUUGAAAGAACGUCACGACCUAGCCAGGAUAUUCGUUAAGGUGGAUUCCACUGCAUCGUAUAUCGUUACGUAACCAUCAUUCGCAGGCUAGUAUAGAAAUGUUUAUUAGCUAGGAUAAUUUCGUGCGGGAGAGCAAUUUAUUUUUGCAAUGGGCCUCGAUCAACGUAAUCAGGAGGCGACUCAAAUGAUAUCCUUGCCACCGAUGUACGAGUGCAAUGUGGUAGUCUUCUACGCUUACCUCGAGCGAACAUGCUCGUAUCUUGUGAUAAUAGCCAACGCUUGUAUGCAAUGGCUCACCUGUUACGUUUCUAUCGUCCAAUUUUUUCUCUUGUUUCGUUUCCGUUCAAUAUUACCCUUUUGAAACGAUUUAUAUUAACCUGCGUUUAUGUACGGAGCGAAAAAAGUAAUAUGUCGACUGAAACCUUUAUACAUUCGUAAAGAUCUCAACUUUUUCUUUUAAACAAUAUGUGCAACAGUUCUCAUGAUUUCGGAAAAACCUUAAACCGGAGGUUCAAUACGAUUCUAUUUUCGUGUCCUCCACGAUAAAAUUUGAUUUUGUUUCAAACAUAAGAACACAGUGCCUUACGAUUGUCGAGAUAUUAAAUUCAAUUGUUAAAUUGCACAUAGCUUCACGAUAACUAUAAUGAAAAUAUUUCAGUUUUUCUUGACAAUUACUUAUAGUAAAGAUGAAUAUUGUUAGCCCAACACAUCGAAGUAAAAUUCUACAUCUAAGUAUUGAAGAACGAUACGUCAAUGGAUGUUCGUUAAAACCAGAGAUAUAUUCAUAUACACGAAAAGAAGUACUUACUCUGAAUUGAAUCUCGUAAUAACAUUGAUUUUACUUUUAAAAAUCGAAAAAGAUAUCUCAUCGAGAUAAUGAAAAA
Messenger RNA from Dufourea novaeangliae, 2939 nucleotides. RefSeq names its product poly(A) RNA polymerase gld-2 homolog A-like. The record is from RefSeq and is a predicted model, not a curated record. The transcript is spliced from 10 exons. The coding region runs from base 161 to 2128 and encodes 655 amino acids. Lineage: Eukaryota; Metazoa; Arthropoda; Insecta; Hymenoptera; Halictidae. Gene Ontology annotation, cellular component: cytosol. Gene Ontology annotation, molecular function: poly(A) RNA polymerase activity.